CUCUACCUCCUGCCCUCCUCUCUGAGGCUCCAGGCUGCCUGUUUCUACACAGGGAGAGAUUCCAGCUGGUUGGACCUAAAUCUUUCCACUCGAUUCUGUGCUGGUGCAAAGAGCAUUCCCACCUGGAGCUGUAGGGGAAACCUGUUUACAGGUGUGAUGCCUUGCCCGCCGCAAUCGGAUGAGCUGGUGUUCUUCGUGAACGGGAGGAAGGUGAUAGAAAGGAAUGUGGACCCUGAAGGGACUCUGCUGACCUUCCUACGAAAGAACUUACGUCUCACAGGAACCAAGUACGCCUGCGGCAGAGGAGGCUGCGGCGCCUGCACCGUGAUGGUGUCCAAGAAUGACCCCGUGUCCAAGAAGAUAAGACACUUCUCUGUCACUGCGUGCCUGGUGCCCAUCUGCUCUCUGUAUGGAGCUGCUGUCACCACGGUGGAAGGUAUUGGAAGCAUCAAAACCAGGCUUCACCCCGUACAGGAGCGGAUCGCCAAGAGCCACGGCACCCAGUGUGGCUUCUGCACCCCCGGGAUGGUGAUGUCCAUGUACACGCUACUCAGGAACCACCCGCAGCCCUCAGAGGAGCAGCUCAUGGAAGCCCUGGGGGGUAACCUGUGCCGCUGCACUGGGUAUCGGCCAAUCCUCGAGAGUGGAAGGACCUUCUGCACGGAGUCGGAUGGCUGUCAACAGAAGGGAACAGGGAAGUGCUGCUUGGAUCGGGGAGAAAAUGCUGCUUCCCCACGUGGCCGGGAAAAUGACAUUUGCACGAAGUUAUUUGCGAAAGAGGAAUUCCAGCCGUUGGACCCUACCCAGGAGCUCGUAUUUCCUCCAGAACUCUUGAGGAUGGCAGAGAACCCGGAAAAACGAACGCUGACCUUUUAUGGAGAGAGAGUUACCUGGAUCUCCCCUGGGACCCUCAAGGAUCUGCUGGAGCUGAAGGUGAAACACCCUGAAGCCCCUCUCAUCCUGGGCAACACCUCCCUGGGACCUGCAAUGAAAUCUCAAGGACGAUUUCACCCAAUUCUCCUCUGUCCUGCCCGGAUCUCUGAGCUGACCAUGGUGACUAAAACAAGUGAAGGACUGACCAUAGGUGCUGGCUGCAGCCUGGCCCAGGUGAAGGACAUCUUGGCUGAGAGGCUAUCCGAGCUGCCAGAGGAAAAAACUCAGACGUACCGAGCCCUCCUGAAGCACCUGAAGAGUCUGGCAGGCCCGCAGAUCCGGAAUACGGCAUCCUUAGGGGGACAUAUCAUAAGCCGGCACAGCUACUCGGACCUCAAUCCAAUCCUUGCUGUGGGCAGUGCCACCCUCAAUCUCAUCUCAGCAGAAGGCACGCGGCAGAUUCCUCUAGACGAGUCUUUUCUUGCUGGCUUGGCAAGUGCGGACCUUAAGCCAGAGGAAAUUUUGGAAUCUGUGCACAUCCCUCACUCUCGAAAGUGGGAGUUUGUGUCAGCCUUCCGGCAGGCUCAGUGCCAACAGAGUGCCCUGGCCCACGUGAGUGCUGGCAUGCGAGUCCUUUUCAAAGAGGGCACAGACAGCAUUGAGGCCCUGAGCGUCGCCUACGGGGGCGUCGCUGCUGCCACUGUCAGCCUGCAGAAGUCCUGCCAGCAGCUCCUCGGGAGGCACUGGAACGAGCCGAUGCUGGAUGAGGCUUGCAGGCUGCUGCUGGAUGAGGUUUCCCUCCCAGGCUCAGCUCCUGGUGGCCAGGUGGAAUUCAAGAGGACCCUAGUAGUCAGCUUCCUCUUCAAAUUCUACCUAGAGGUUUUGCAGGAACUGAAGAAGCUAGUGAAGCUAUUCUCUGUGCCUGACAGCCGGUGUCUCCCUGACAUUUCAGACCGAUUCCUAAGCGCUAUAGAAGAUUUCCCAGUCACAAUACCCCAGGGAGUCCAAACGUACCAGAGUGUGGAUCCUCAGCAACCUCCCCAAGAUCCAGUUGGACGCCCCAUAAUGCACCUGUCAGGUCUGAAACAUGCCACCGGAGAAGCCGUAUUCUGCGAUGACAUCCCCGUGGUGGAUAAAGAACUUUUCAUGGUUUUGGUGACCAGUAGCAGGGCUCAUGCAAAAAUCAUAUCAAUUGACUUCUCUGAGGCCCUGGAACUGCCCGGGGUGGUUGAUGUGAUAACAGCUGAAGACGUUCCAGGCACCAAUGGUGCCGAAGAUGACAAACUGCUGGCUGUAGAUGAGGUACUUUGCGUGGGCCAGAUCGUCUGUGCUGUGGUUGCAGAGACAGAUGUACAAGCAAAGAGAGCAGUUGAAAAGAUAAAGAUCACCUAUGAAGACCUGGAGCCCGUAAUCUUCACUAUCCAGGAUGCUAUAAAACACAAUUCAUUCCUAUGCCCUGAAAAAAAACUUGAACAAGGAAACAUCGAGGAGGCAUUUGAAAAAGUCGACCAAAUUGUGGAAGGAGAGGUCCAUGUUGGAGGACAGGAACAUUUUUACAUGGAAACACAGAGAGUGCUUGUUAUUCCAAAGACGGAGGACAAAGAACUGGACAUUGUUGUGUCGACACAGGAUCCAGCCCAUGUGCAGAAAACAGUGUCCUCUACUUUAAACAUCCCCCUCAACAGGAUCACCUGUCAUGUAAAACGAGUGGGUGGAGGAUUUGGAGGGAAGGUAGGAAGGCCAGCUGUAUUCGGGGCAAUUGCAGCUGUGGGUGCUGUCAAAACUGGUCGUCCCAUUCGUCUUGUUCUUGAUCGUGAAGAUGAUAUGUUAAUAACUGGGGGAAGACACCCAUUAUUUGGAAAAUAUAAAGUGGGAUUCACGAACAACGGGCGAAUCAAAGCUCUGGACAUCGAGUGCUACAUUAACGGAGGAUGCACACUGGAUGACUCGGAGCUGGUAACAGAAUUUCUUAUACUAAAGCUAGAAAAUGCAUAUAAAAUCCGCAACCUCAGGUUCCGGGGCCGUGCAUGCAUGACGAAUUUACCAUCCAAUACUGCCUUUCGCGGGUUUGGCUUCCCACAAGGAACCCUGGUAACAGAGUCUUGCAUCACAGCUGUGGCAGCCAAAUGUGGCCUCCCGCCAGAAAAGAUUAGGGAGAAAAACAUGUACAAAACAGUUGAUAAAACUAUCUACAAACAAGCAUUCAGCCCUGAGACCCUGAUAAGGUGCUGGAACGAAUGUCUGGACAAGUCUUCCUUCCACAGCAGAAGAAUACAAGUGGAAGAGUUCAAUAAGAAGAAUUAUUGGAAGAAGAAAGGCAUUGCUAUUAUCCCCAUGAAAUUUUCAGUAGGCUUUGCCGCCACAAGCUACCAUCAGGCAGCUGCACUUGUUCACAUCUACACAGACGGGUCUGUGUUGGUCACGCAUGGAGGCAACGAACUGGGACAAGGCAUUCACACCAAAAUGCUACAGGUGGCCAGCCGUGAAUUAAAAAUACCCAUGUCCUAUAUGCACAUCUGUGAAACAAGCACAGCAACAGUGCCGAAUACAAUUGCGACAGCAGCGUCCAUCGGUGCAGAUGUCAACGGCAGAGCUGUGCAGAAUGCUUGUCAGAUCCUUCUGAAACGCCUUGAGCCCAUCAUUAAGAAAAAUCCGGAAGGUACAUGGGAGGACUGGAUAGAAGCUGCAUUUGAACAAAGAAUCAGUCUCUCAGCCACUGGAUACUUCAGGGGCUACAAAGCCUUCAUGGACUGGGACAGGGGAGAGGGAGACCCGUUUCCGUACUAUGUCUAUGGAGCCGCCUGUUCCGAGGUUGAAAUUGACUGCCUGACAGGGGCUCACAAGAAAAUCAGAACGGACAUCGUCAUGGAUGCAUGUUGCAGCCUAAAUCCGGCCAUCGAUAUCGGGCAGAUCGAAGGAUCGUUUAUUCAGGGAAUGGGCCUUUAUACCACUGAAGAACUGAAAUAUUCCCCAGAAGGUGUCCUGUAUUCUCGGAGCCCAGAUGAGUACAAAAUUCCAGCCAUCACUGACGUCCCGGAGGAGUUCAAUGUCUCCUUGUUGCCGUCAUCACAAACCCCACUAACCAUCUAUUCAUCUAAGGGUCUUGGGGAGUCUGGGAUGUUCCUGGGGUCAUCUGUGUUCUUUGCCAUCGCUGAUGCUGUGGCCACAGUACGCACAGAAAGAGACAUAGCGGAGGACUUCACAGUGCAGAGCCCAGCAACGCCAGAAUGGGUUCGAAUGGCUUGUGCAGAUCGGUUCACAGAAAUGAUCCCAAGAGAUGACCCUAAGACAUUUAAACCUUGGUCUAUCCCUAUAGCAUAAUACUGCUGUCAUUUCCUAAAAGGUGUUUCAGUUUCUCACAAGUUAAAAAAAAAUGUCAUGUUCCAGUCUAUCCCUGGAUCUAAGGCCAAAAAAAGGUGGCUCGUUAAUCUUAACUGAACUCCAAACUGAUAUUCUUAUACUAUUGUGGUGGGAAAAAAGACAUGAAAUUUAGAAGCAUUAUCCACAUCUGAGCACAUUAACAAGAUGAAUCAUUAUUUACAAAUUAUUUACUUAGACUUUUCAGGCUAGAGGCCACCAGGAAAGCACUGCAGUAACCACAGCAAGCAAGUUUAAUACUGAUGUGUUUCCAAAAAGAUCGUGUAAAUGUUGCUGUAGAAGCAAUUUUUUUCCUUUCUGUGUCCAUCCAAUCUAACUGGACUGGUAAUACAGGUUACAAUCACAUAACGAAAGACACUUCUCCGUACACAAACAUCUGAUGACUUUUCCCAGUAAUGUAUUUGAUUCAAUAGCCACAGAGCAGUGACACCACAAGAGUUCUGCAAGUUUUUGUUUUGUUUUUGUCAUGGAUUGACAGCAAAGGAGUGGUAUUUUCCUCAUGUAGAUCUGUUAUUCAACUGACUAACAUUCUUUUGGAAUUUGGAGGGGGGAAAAGCAAUGUAAAAAAAUUUCAAUGUAUUAUUCCCCAAACCCACUGUUUUUACUUUAUUUCUUUUUAAUUUCUUGAUGAAAAACAUCCCAUCUGGUAUCAAAGUUUCAGAAAUACUGCAUGGCUCAAUUUCCCAUACAUUGACGUGCAUAACACAUAGCAAAAGAAUUAUAAAUUGUAAUCACCCCUACCUUAUGGCUUAAAAUCUACAAGAUCCACCAAAUUCCACUGAUCUGUGUUUAAGGGGCCUUCAGAGGAAGAAAAACCAGCAUAUAAACUAGGCCUUAUUUGACCAGAAAGUCAGGGGGUAACCUGACCCUCUCCUAGGCGGAAUUGACGUCCUGAGGCUCACCAAGCCCUGGUUUGCAGUGACUCCCGCAGUGGCUGAAGACGGUGAGGCAGAGCUGAGAACGCUGGUGACUGGGGAGCAAAGGUACACAGUGAGGCACACGGCACAGCCUGGAGGAGGCUGAAGGUCGCUCAGGGCGUGGGCACAUGUGCGUGAAGGGCUGGGGCACAGCUGUCCACAGGGCCAUCUGCUGACUGUGGAGGCUCCCCUAGGCCACAGCAGCCCAAGGCAUGAAGUGGGACAGGAGCAGAAAGGUCAUGGGCAGGACAAAAAUUAUGAAAGAUACACGAGCAGAAGAGCUGGGAAAACUUGGAGUGGCUGGGAUGAAAUAAAUUUAAAGUAUUUUUUGUUAAUUUUUAUUCUUUUGAAAAUAAAAUCCUUAAUCUAAUAAGAAUGUGAGAAAUUUGUUUUAUCACAUGUAUUAUUUUAAAUGAUGGUAAAUAUAAUUUGUAUUUUUUUAAUUUGGUCUAUUAGAGCUAAGGAUGGUUACUGGGCAUUUAAUUUCCAUUUGUCAUGUUUAAAAACUAUAAAGCAUUAAAAAUAGAGUGGUUUGAAUAAAAAUUAUUUCUGUGGGUUGAGGCACUAAAAUCUGG
Molecule: messenger RNA, 5743 nt
Organism: Lemur catta (Ring-tailed lemur)
Lineage: Eukaryota; Metazoa; Chordata; Mammalia; Primates; Lemuridae
Product: aldehyde oxidase 2
Exons: 36
Coding region: 157-4194 (1345 amino acids)
Molecular function (GO): NAD binding; iron ion binding; 2 iron, 2 sulfur cluster binding
Source: RefSeq, a predicted model, not a curated record